AUGGCAUCAUACAAUGAUGAACAAGUCCUUUCAAAGCUCAGCGCUUUGAAUGAGACGCAAGAAGGUAUUAUGACAGCGGCGCAAUGGAUCAUGUUCCACAGACGAAGCGCGAAACGCACCGCUGAGCUCUGGUUGCAACGUUUGAAGGAGUCCACGGCUCACAAGAAGCUAAACUUGAUUUAUCUUGCAAAUGAAGUUGUUCAACAAUCAAAGGCUCGACGUAAAAUAGACUUUGUCGUUGCUUUCUCUCCGAUUAUCCCUGAGGCGUGUGAAAUCGCGUACAAAGGGGCACCUCCAGAGAUCCAAAACAAGAUCAAGCGCGUCAUACAAGUCUGGCGUGAACGUUCAAUUUUUGAGGUUGUUACUCAGGGUACAAUCGAGAAACGUUUAGACGACGUCGAUCAUGGCAAGUCAGGUCCUUCUUCUGGCGCAGGAGCUCGUAAGUUUGGUGGUGGCGGACUCUUCGGUGGCUCUCUUGGCGGCGGCAGCCUUAGUGGUGGCGGUACAUCAAACGUCCCAUUAGAAUUUACACCCAUAAUCAACAGUCACAAGGGCCUCCAGACCAAGCUCUCUUCAUCUACAAUAGCAGUUGGUAUGGCAAACACCGAAUACCAAAAACAGUUCGACACCGAUACUCUCCCAGUACCCCCGGUAUAUGCAGCACGUCUUUCUUCCCUACUCAAAACUUUAGACAACGCCCACAUAGCUGUGAAAGGAGCUAUCGAGGCUCGUGAAGCACAUAUCCGAAAUCUCGAGAAACUCUUACAGGCUAGCAAAAAAGCUUUGGAGAUUGAAAAGGACAAAUUCAACGAUAUUACCGAAAAACGACAAAAGACUGAGUCGACCAAGGUGGAGGUUGAAAUGAUGAUUUUACGAGACAUGGAAGAAUCUAAAAAUAAUGGCGGCGACGGAAUGGAUAUUAGCCAUGGAAAUCAUACCUCAACUUCACCAGACGACCUUAAAUCUCCUGAAAUCGAGGCUUUAACACCACCUCAUCAAAUAAGCUUUGAACCUCCUCCACCGCCAUCUGCUAGUGAGGCCCACCAUCAACAUUCGAUAGCUCCGGCAGUACCACCCGAACCUCAUGUCUUUCACCAGGGUGCCUCUGAGUUACUCGCCAGUUUAUCGGCCCCUUUAAACGGUGGCGGACUGAAGAGAGAGAAAAGAGAGGAUGUGAAUAUGUUUGAAGGUCUCGAUGACGACGUGGCAGACAUGUUCAGAAAUGAUGCGCAGAUGAGUGGGCAGUCCACAAACAAGAGGAUGAAGAUUGAGGACGACGAUGAAUAUCAUCCGUAA
Morchella importuna is the source of this 1296-nucleotide messenger RNA. RefSeq lists its product as uncharacterized. Gene Ontology annotation, biological process: mRNA 3'-end processing. NCBI's taxonomy places the organism in Eukaryota, Fungi, Ascomycota, Pezizomycetes, Pezizales, Morchellaceae. The record is from RefSeq and is a predicted model, not a curated record. Bases 1 to 1296 code for a protein of 431 amino acids. The transcript has 4 exons. Gene Ontology annotation, molecular function: RNA polymerase II C-terminal domain binding. Gene Ontology annotation, cellular component: RNA polymerase II, holoenzyme.